Messenger RNA from Pocillopora meandrina, 2158 nucleotides. NCBI's taxonomy places the organism in Eukaryota, Metazoa, Cnidaria, Anthozoa, Scleractinia, Pocilloporidae. The record is from the annotation of a GenBank genome assembly.
AUGGAUUUUUUUCAUACCAUAGAAAUGGCGCUCCCUGUCCUUAGACAACUACUGACGUUUCUUACCUCACAAGAUGGAUCAGAAAGGGAAAACACUUUUGUCCACAGAGCACGUGCAUUUAUUGAUAAGGCCAUAUUCAUUUUGGAGCAAAUGGAGGAUCGAAAAAAGAAGCAAUGCAGUGCCACGCUUAAUUUUAUUUUGUCCACUGCUUGGCUAGUUGUGCAAAACUUGCAUUCAGGGGAGUUUUUCAGUGCUGUUCGACGUGUCAUGAGGGACAUUAAAGAUCUGUUUAAUGGCCAGAUACCAAACUACAUGACCAGUAGUUAUGAAGAACUUCGAAGACUCUUGGAUACCACGUCAGUAAAACUGGAAAACAUCCGGUCUACCUGUUGUGCCAUAAUAGAACAGGUGAGAUUCACCAUAACAGAGGGAGACACUAAGUUUGAUUUAUUAAUCGCGCACAAUCUGUAUAAGAAUAGGGUGCUUGUCUACACUAUCGCCCAGUGAGAGGGUGCUUGUUCAGUGGAGGGUGCAUCUUAGAGCGUGGGCGCUUUUUCGAGGAGUUACGGCUCUUGAAUAAACAUUUUUUGAGAGCACGGCUGGUUCUUUAUUAAACUGCAAUGAUUGCACAAUGUAGUAUUAGGUAACAUACUGUCUAAAGUAGAUUUCAUUCGUGUCUUACUUCACAGGUGAACGAUUCCGAUGAAUACACCUGGGCCAGCCUCAUAACUGUUCGCCGCUUGAAGGCGCUUCGUUUGAGAGCUUCUUUUGAGAUCAGAGACUGCGAACAAAGUCUUGAUAGGGCACAUGUGAUUAUAGAAUUGCUACAAAGCGAAGUCCAACAACAUGGAAUUGAACUUGGAUUGGGACUCGCACUUGGCACAUUAGUGACCUUGGGUGAGAAUAUUUUGAAAUGAGUCAGAAAAAGAAGUUUGCGCAGUUAUGACCAUCAUACGUUUAUUACUAGAAAAUUAAAUAGCCAGGAAUUUGUAGAGUUUUGAGGGAAGGUAAUGUUUACCGAAAGAACAAUUUCUCGCCCUUUUUUUAGUCGAGAGCCUGAUAUAAUCCAAAAGGUUUCAUGCAAAGUAGUCAGAACAGCUCAGUAGAAAAAAGGGAAACAAAACGAGCAAUUGGGGGAAUCGAAAGCAAAAGCUAGCAGACUGCUGAAGCGCGGGAAAACCCGAAUCACCAAGUCGAUAUUGGUUUAAACUUUGAAUCUGAUUCAGUUGAGAAAGUGACGCGAUAUUUCUGCACAAAUCACAGAACAAAGUUUAGCAAACCAAAAUUAUAGCGGAUUACUCUUGGCAGCCAAUAAAAAAUUGCUUUGUCAUUUGUAUUAAGGUAAUUACUAUUUUUCCAACACAUGUUAAUCUUCAUGCACAGGUUUGGGGUUUGGUGCUGUCCGGGCCAUUCAGCAAGGAGGAGGGCUGAGAGCAGGCCUCUUGGGAUGCGGUGGAGCGGCCACCGCAAUCUGCUAUGUCCUGGUUAUAAGGAGACUCUGUGACUACAGAACUGCUUGGGUAGAAGUCAGACGAAGGCGAAGUCAAUACCAACAAUUAGGCAUUCAGUUAGAUUGUCUUAGAGAAACAGUAGAAAGAGACUUGCAGGAAGGAGUUCAAUUGAUGAGUGUACACGUCUCUGAGAGAAUGAUAAUUAUAUUCUCUAUAAUUUUAGCAUAUCUUAUUUAUAUUUUUGUUUAUUUUACGCAUCAAGUAAUUGACCCGCAAAAGAUUGAACUAUAAUAUAUAACACAGAAGAAACGUUUAUGGUGUGUUUUCAAGAACCUUUCAAGGCUGCUAACAGCCACUUUGUUGUUGAUCUCUCUUUCAAACGAAGAAGAACAAUAUAUUUUAAACAUUUGCUCGUAUUUUGUGCUUGUAAUGACAAAAUAAUUACGCCAAACGUUUAAUCAGGAUAUAUUAUCUAUAGUUCACAAAAUUUUAAAGGUUAAGGAAUGUUGCUUUUGUUUUUAAACAUAUUGUGAAGGGUAUAAUAACAUAAUUAAAUACCAGUGCUCUAAAUUGAACUAGUGACUCUUAUUUAAAUAUGCAAGUUAUACUAAGUAUUUCACUCUGUUGAAAAUUUAUACAUCGCAGAGCCCUACUGAGAAGGUUUUAAUUAUUCAAAGUCAAAGUCAUGACACAGCCUUACACCUGCG